ACCCAAAAAAAUGAUAGGAGGGGACGACAUAUACAAGGUGGUGGUGGCCAUGGCGCCGUUAUACGUAGCGAUGGUCUUAGGUUACGGUUCAAUUCGGUGGUGGCACAUGUUUAAACCCGAUCACUGCGACGCCAUUAACCGUUUCAACUGUUUCUUCAUCCUCCCUUUUUUCAACUUCCAUUUCAUGUCCCAAGUGGACCCCUACACCAUGAACUAUCCGUUCAUCGCCUCCGACGCGGUGGCGAAGGCGAUGGUGGUGGUGGUGCUGGUGAUAUGGGCGAAUUUCGUUAAGAACGGAGGGCUAGAUUGGUCAAUAACCACCUUCUCGUUAUCCACCCUCAACAACACGCUCGUCGUCGGCGUGCCGCUUAUGCAGGCCAUGUACGGGAAAUUGGGCUACGAUAUUGUCCUCCAGGCGGCGGCGAUUCAGGCGUUGCUGUGGCUGACAUUGCUGUUGUUUGGGCUGGAGUUCCGGCGGACGCGGUUGGUGCAGAUUUCGUCGUUGAGCGCGGUGGCGCCGCCGUCAAUUGAGAUGGGGAGAGAUCUCGAGGGAAAUGCGGAGGGUGGUGAAACUGAAACCGCCGCCGUCGCCGCCGAGACGGCGGCGGCUCCGGCCAAUGUUGGGCCGUCGUACACGUCGUUGAUGAAAGCUGUUUGUCUCAAACUUUCCAAGAACCCUAAUACUUAUGCGUGUUUUCUUGGUCUGAUUUGGGCCCUCAUUGCCAAUAGGUGGCAUUUAAGUAUGCCUAGCAUUGUAGACGAUUCUAUCUUGAUCAUGGCCAAGGCAGGCAGUGGUAUUGCCAUGUUCAGUACAGGGCUUUUCAUGGCGUUGCAAGACAGAAUAAUAUCGUGCGGUGGGGCUUUAACCGUGUACGGUUUAGUUCUCCGGUUUCUAAUCGGACCGGCUACCUCGGCGAUCGGUGCCGGAUUGUUACGUCUGCACGGUGACGUCUUGAAAAUAGCUAUAGUCCAGUCUGCGUUACCGCAAGCUGUGACGGCAUUCAUUUACGCCAAAGAAUAUGGACUGCAUGCCGACGUUCUCAGCACAGCGAUUAUCAUUGGCACCAUCGUUUCUUUACCCGUGUUGAUCGGAUAUUACGUCGUUCUUGACCUCUUACCUUAAUUAAUAUCUUUAUGGGACAUCCUUAAUUAAUAUCUGUAUGGGACAUUUUCAAGAGAUGUAACAUUACCUAGAUUGUAAAAUCAAUGUUUUAUUUUUUUUAUAUGA
This is a messenger RNA of Ipomoea triloba (trilobed morning glory), 1228 nucleotides long. Its product is annotated as auxin efflux carrier component 5-like. The record is from RefSeq and is a predicted model, not a curated record. The transcript is spliced from 5 exons. Gene Ontology annotation, cellular component: plasma membrane; endoplasmic reticulum. Gene Ontology annotation, molecular function: auxin efflux transmembrane transporter activity. Bases 11 to 1123 code for a protein of 370 amino acids. Gene Ontology annotation, biological process: auxin polar transport; auxin export across the plasma membrane. Lineage: Eukaryota; Viridiplantae; Streptophyta; Magnoliopsida; Solanales; Convolvulaceae.